CACUAUCAUGAGCUGAGCUUGCAACUGCCGAUCCGCAAUUUGCGAGAGCUUCCUUCCGCUGAAGCUCGUGUCGGGCGCUUGGGGCUCAGGCCGGCGCCAAUUCCUUCUUCGCACAACGCCACAGCACGGAGACGUCUCUCGACUUCGUGCUGGUGUGUUUAAUUUUUGCACAGCCCGUUUGCCAACGCCUCUCGGCUGUCCCUUUGCUGUCCAGUGACGCGCAGUCUCCCUGAGCGAUCACCUCUUCUUGCUCUUCCUGAACUCGCAAGCUCAGGCAUUCGCAGUCAACAUGGACGAGCCGCGCCAGAACAAACCGUCCAACAUACCGCGGCCCUCGAAAAUUCCCGUGCAGGCCUCCAAAAUCCCCGUUCCCCGAGCAAACUCAAUCCGAGCCUCGCCAUCGCGCGAAUCGCUAGGGACUGGUCCCGGCAACGGAACGCUGCGGAACCCGAAGCUACGGACAACCCCUUCGCGCGACCAAUUAGGGGCCACAUCAAAUGCUACAACCGGUUCCGCACCGCGUGCUGUAUCUUCACCACAGACUCGACCUUCGUCGAUCCCACCCAGCGAUGCGCGAACCGCGAGACCAGUCGCAAACGCCGCUCCGCAGGCUUCGAGACUAGCAAGAGGAGGAGGCCAGCCAGGGAGCCAGGGGUUCCGGUCGAGCUCGGCUACCCCUUCCUCAGUCCGGCGUCAGCCCUCGCAGCAAUGGAUCUCCGCCGCAGCCUUGCCCGAAGAGGAGGCGGGCUUGGGAGGCUCGUGGCCUGCGGCGGAUGACGGAGCUGGUGAGGAGUUCGCGGCGACUUCGCCUUCGAAACCGAGACCUUCGCUUGCCGAAAGGACCAUUGAGACUCUAUCUCGUCUGCCAUCAUCGCCAUCCGUCAAGGGAAGAGGCGCCCCCUCGUUCUACGACGCGGCCGCCACGUCAAGGAAGCCGCCUUCCCGACCCGGCUCCAGUCACCAGUCAGACGGGUCGGAAACUGGCGGCAGGCCAGCAUCCAGCUCUGGGCUGGACGAAUCCGCUCCUCCAUACCGGUCCCAGAUCGCCGCCUACAACGCGCCGCUGCCAGCCACGGAGAGCACGCCCCUGCGAAACAGGAGGAGCAUUCAAUCGUUCCACACGCCAUCAGCGAAGGCCACCCCAGCAAGAUCUGUUCGAGCAUCGAUGCACGGCGUCCCGGCCCCACGCCCCAGGACUCCCAGCCCGGACAGACAUGUGCCCAAUCUUGUACUGCCCAAAUCCGGCUCCAAAACUUUAGCCGCCCGGCCGCCGACGAAGCGACCGUCCGUAAACAACUUGUCCAAGAAGACGGGGGCGGCGCAAGGGACAACGUCGGGCUCAGAACCCCCGAGAAAAGCGUCCCUGGCCUCGCGAGGUUCGUCCACAACGUCGUACGAAGGGACCCAGACCUCCGCCGCCUCGGUCGCCUCCGCCAGCACGGCAAUCACAUCGGAUUCUGCCGAAUCCGCCCAGGCGUAUAGAAAAACGUCGGCGGCUCUGCGCGAACAGAUCGCGAAGGCGAAGGCGGCCAAGCGAGCGGCGGCACAAGCGGUCUCUUCCUCUGGUAACAAGGUGCCUACCGCCGUGGAAGCCCCCUUGGUACCCACCGAUACCAGUUUCGAUUUCGGUCUGUCCAACGACCCCUUCAACCAGCAUCGCGAUGACAAGUCCCAGGCCAAGGUGCUGAAAAGCCGCCUGGAGAGCGCUAGGACGAGCGGUCGGCUCAACAUCGCCGCGAUGGGUCUGAAAGAGAUCCCUGCCGAGGUACUCAACAUGUACAACCUCGAGUUCAUUGGCCAGCCAGGCAGCGCCUGGGCCGAGAGCGUCGAUCUGACUCGGUUCGUCGCCGCCGACAACGAGCUGGAAAUGAUCAGCGACUCGGUGUUCCCGGACGUUGACCCGCAGGAGCUUGCCGAGGACGAGGACAGCCCAGGAAAUAUCUUUGCCGGGCUGGAGACUCUUGACCUGCAUGGAAACAUUCUCGUCACGCUGCCUAUGGGCCUGAGGCGACUGUCUCUGCUUACGUCCCUCAAUUUGUCUCUGAACCGACUGUCCAACAGCUGUCUCGAGGUUAUUUGCCAGAUCACGUCCCUGAAAGAUCUGAAGCUCGCCGGAAACCUCUUGUACGGACCCCUUGACCCGUGCUUCUCCAAACUGGUAAAUCUCGAGAUACUCGACCUCCACGGCAACAAUCUCUCGUCCUUGCCGGCCAACUUUGGCGAUCUCUCCCGGCUGCGGAUCCUGAAUCUUAGUGAGAACAGUUUCGAGGAGCUGCCGUUUGAUCUGCUUGCUGCUUUGCCAUUGGCGGAGCUGGUUGCGCGCAAGAACCAGCUGAGUGGCACACUGAUUCAAGACACCGUGGACACCCUGACAACGCUUCAGACGCUGGAUGUUUCGUCGAAUCAGCUGGUCAAUAUCUGCUCGCCGGGAAGGACAGUUGCCAUGCCUGGCUUGCACCAGCUUUGCGUUUCCGUCAACCGUCUGCAGGGCCUGCCGGAUAUGAGCGGUUGGACGAGCCUAGUUACCCUUGCGGCCGAUGAGAACACCAUCAACGCCAUCCCCGAGGGUUUUACGACUCUCGAGCAGCUGAGGUCUGUCGAUUUCUCGAGCAACGACAUCCGUGUGGUGCCCGCCGAGAUUGGGCGGAUGGAGAACUUGGUGAACCUCCGGCUGAGCGGAAAUCCGCUGCGCGAAAAGAAGUUCAGCUCCAUUAGUACGGAAGAGAUGAAGUCGAUUCUCGCACAGCGGCUCGAGCCGCCACCGGAGGAGAUUGAACAGCAACCGGAGCCGGCGAGCAGCGGCGACCAGGAUGCGUACAUGGCUGGGCACGGGGCACCGACGACCAACCCAGCCGAGGACGACGACAGCCGCUCCGAUAUGGAUGACUUCGCGACGCCGCCCACAUCUGCCCCGGCGUCCCCGGCGCGCUCCCGCUCACAGACCGCCACAUGGCCGGUCAAGUCGGGCGGCGUCCUCGACCGGUCCAACACGCAGUCUUCCUCCCUGCAUCCGGUCAUCUGCUCCAAGCUCGCGGCGAGCCACAAAAUCUACGAGGUCCAGCUGCACCACAACCUGUUCACCGCGCUGCCCGAAUCCCUCACCUUCUUCGCCGCGACGCUGACGGCGCUCUCGCUCGCCCACAACCAGCUCGUCGGCGAAAGCUACCUCGGCGGCGCGAGCGGCAGCGAGGACCUCGACCUGCCCGCCCUGAAGGAGCUCAACCUCGCGCACAACCACAUCACCGGCCUCGGCCCCCUGGUCGCCCACCUGCGCGCCCCGCAGCUGCAGAAGCUCGACGUCAGCUUCAACCGCCUCGCCGCCCUCCCGCAGGCCGAAGGCACCCGGCUGCGCGACGCCUUCCCCGCCCUCACCGUCCUGCUCGCGUCCAACAACCACCUGGCCGACCUCGACCCGGAGGCCAUCCGCGGCCUGGCCGUCGUGGACGCGGCCAACAACGAUAUCGCGCACCUGAACCCGCGCAUCGGCCUGCUCGGCGCCGGCGGCGGCGGCGGUAGUAGUAGUGGUAGUGGCAGCGGAGGGGGCGCGGCGCUGGAGCGGCUGGACGUCACUGGGAACCGGUUCCGCGUGCCGCGGUGGAAUGUCCUGGAGCGCGGCACCGAGGCGACCCUCCGCUGGCUGCGUGGGCGGGUGCCUGUUGCUGAGAUGGCUGGGUGGAAGGGGGAGGGUGGAGAUGGGGACAGGGAUGAGUUUGAUUGAGUGAUUGAGUGAGUGAGUGACUGACUGAGCUGGGCAGGCUGGGCGGGUGAAAUUUCUCUUCCUUCUCUUCCUGGGGCGAUUCUGUCUGCGGCGCUUUGUCGUCGGCCUUUGUUUCCGGCAUGGUUCUCGAAUAGCGAGUGAGGACAUGUCUGGCGCCCUUUUAUUACCUUUUUCCCCCUUUCUCUUCCCGGCGCAAUGCCGCGUGUGUCGAUAUUCUGAUACCAGCUGAGAUUUUUGUAAUAGGGCUCUGGCCGGACGCAGCGUGUCCAUGGGGAGCUCAGGCGCGCGCCGUUGCUGCUCUGCCUGCCUGCCUCUUUUUUGACUUGCGAUUGUUGUAAUUACUAGCUUGGAAUAGGUAAUUAGACGGCCGGGGGAAGCCACACGGGGCAAAAACGCCCCCGGCAUGUUUUUGAACGCUGGCAGGGAACUGCAGUCUGGCUGCUGCGUCUGAAGUCUCUGGGUGCUCUCAGCUCCUGUGGAAACGUUCUUGGUAGUACAUUACUGUCGCAAAAGCGAUGCCGCUAAUACAGCCAGC
This is a messenger RNA of Thermothielavioides terrestris NRRL 8126, 4253 nucleotides long. RefSeq lists its product as uncharacterized. The transcript has 2 exons. The annotation marks the transcript as partial. Gene Ontology annotation, molecular function: protein binding. The record is from RefSeq and is a predicted model, not a curated record. Lineage: Eukaryota; Fungi; Ascomycota; Sordariomycetes; Sordariales; Chaetomiaceae.